AUGGACAAUUUCACCUCCAGCACCUCCACUCUCCUGAACACCUCUGAGUGCCACCCUGUGGACAGCACCAGUCGGAGGAGAACCUUCAUCUUCUUCUACCUGUUCAUCAUCUUAGCCUCCAUCCCUCUCAACUGUUUCUUCCUGUAUGUCUCUUGGCAGCAUAUACGCCAAAAGAACGAACUCGGCAUCUACCUCUUCAACCUCGCCCUCAGUGACCUCACCUUCACCUUUGGGUUGAGUAUGUGGUUGGAAUUCCUUUGGCGCGGCAUUUGGGGUUAUGGAGGCUUAGCUUGCGUCCUUUCUAUCUACUGCCUUUUCACUAACUUCUACAUGAGUGACGCCCUCCUCUGCUGCAUCGCUUUUGACCGGUAUCUUGCCGUUGUCCAUCCGUUCAAGUACAAAUUUGUUCGUAAUAUAAACACUGCUAUCUGCGUUAGCUUCACCAUGUGGGUAUUGGUCCUGAUCUUCAAUGCCAGAACUAUAUCCACAGAAGACAGCAAUCAAGAUGAAGCCUCCUUGUGUUUCGACAUACUGCAACCUUUGACACUUAACAUGGCGCGGGCUAACAUUCUCCGAUUCGUGCUAGGUUUCGUGGUUCCAUUGCUGGUGGUGUUCUUCUCGACUUGGGGUAUCUUCAGGGCAGUUCGGACCAACCAGGCCACCCAGGAGCAGGAGUCCAAGCGCGUUGCGAAGUUGCUCCUCACAGUUUUGCUGUGUCUCGUGAUCAGCUUCGGACCAAUACACAUGGUGAUGCUAGUUCGUACUUUGGUGAAGGACUGUAUGACCAUCCAGUCGCUGCUGUAUCCACAUAAAAUUGCCAUAGCGUUCUCAUGUCUGAAUUGUCUAGCUGACCCACUGCUCUAUUGCUUCAUCACUAGGACGGGAAAGGCUCAGCUCCAUCGAGUGGUGCUCUACUUCCGAAACAGGAGAAGAACAGCAGAAGUGGGAGAGACUAUGAGCGUUCAUGUGCAGACCAACCCAGGAGGUUUGGGAUAA
Molecule: messenger RNA, 996 nt
Organism: Periophthalmus magnuspinnatus
Lineage: Eukaryota; Metazoa; Chordata; Actinopteri; Gobiiformes; Gobiidae
Product: psychosine receptor-like
Exons: 1
Coding region: 1-996 (331 amino acids)
Biological process (GO): G protein-coupled receptor signaling pathway
Cellular component (GO): membrane
Molecular function (GO): G protein-coupled receptor activity
Source: RefSeq, a predicted model, not a curated record